Molecule: messenger RNA, 4174 nt
Organism: Sphaeramia orbicularis (orbiculate cardinalfish)
Lineage: Eukaryota; Metazoa; Chordata; Actinopteri; Kurtiformes; Apogonidae
Gene: itga11b
Product: integrin, alpha 11b
Exons: 31
Coding region: 62-3643 (1193 amino acids)
Biological process (GO): cell-cell adhesion; cell-matrix adhesion; integrin-mediated signaling pathway
Cellular component (GO): integrin complex; external side of plasma membrane
Molecular function (GO): integrin binding
Source: RefSeq, a predicted model, not a curated record
CUCAACCCUUCAACAAACUCACACUCUGCUUCCAUAUCUGUAAAUACUAGUUUUUAAACUCAUGGAUUAUUACCACCUCCUGCUGCUGUGGACCUGCAGCCUCCUGCCAGAUCUUCACUGCUGCUUCAAUUUCGACACAAAGAACUUCAAGAUCUUCUCUGGAUCUAAAGGAACCCAGUUUGGCUACACAGUCCAGCAGCAUGAAGUGGGAGGACGCAAGUGGUUGCUGGUUGGAGCUCCCUUUCAAUAUACAGGGAAGCAGCAGACGGGUGAUGUUUACAGGUGUCCUCUGGAGAUGAGAAGUUCUGCAAACUGCAGCCGACUCAACCUGGGGAAACUUUCUCUGGAUAAUGUGUCAGAAAGGAAGGACAGUAUGAGGCUGGGAAUGACGCUGACCUCCAACCCCAGAGACAACAGCUUUGUGACCUGUGGACCGUUAUGGUCUCAUGAAUGUGGGAGUUCUCUGUACAGCACAGGAAUCUGCGCCAGAGUGGGACGGAACUUCAAACUGUCCCACACCCUCGCUCCAGCCCUGCAGAGGUGUGAGACGUUCAUGGACAUCGUAAUAGUUCUGGAUGGUUCUAACUCCAUCUACCCCUGGUAUGAGGUCCAGGACUUCCUUAUCACCAUCCUGCAGAAGUUCUACAUCGGCCCAGGUCAGACACAGGUGGGUGUGGUGCAGUAUGGAUCCACGGUGGUCCAUGAGUUCAGCCUGGGGGAGUACCAGACGGUGGAGGACGUGGUGGAGGCCGCCAGAAGCAUCGACCAACGAGGUGGAGAGGAAACACGGACAGCACUGGGCAUCAACGUGGCACGGUCGGAGGCGUUCAAACGAGGCGGCCGACCCGGUGCUAAGAAGGUGAUGAUUGUGAUCACAGACGGAGAAUCUCAUGACAGUCCACAGCUGCAGCAGGCAGUCGCCAACAGUGAGAGAGACAACAUCACCAUGUACGCCAUCGCUGUUCUGGGUUAUUACAACCGGCGAGGAAUCAACCCUGAAGCUUUCCUGAAAGAAAUCAAAUUUAUUGCCAGUGACCCUGAUGAGAAUCACUUUUUCAAUGUGUCAGAUGAGUCAGCACUGAAGGAUAUUGUGGACGCUUUGGGAGAGAGGAUCUUCACUCUGGAAGGAACCAGCAGUCAGGGUCGAGGGUUUAAUCUGCAGAUGGCUCAGGCUGGUUUCUCCUCACAUAUCGUCAAAGACGGUAUUCUUCUUGGGGCGGUGGGUGCUUACGACUGGAAUGGCGCUGUGCUAAAAGAGACUAAACAUGGCAAAGUCGUUCCACCAAAAUCGUCAUACAAAGACGAGUUUCCAGAAGAGCUGAAGAACCACGGAGCCUAUCUAGGUUACUCCGUGGGCUCACUUAUUUCGUCUCGUGGCUCCCAGCUCUACGUGGCAGGAGCACCGAGGUUCAACCACACUGGCAAAGUCAUUGUGUUCACACUGAAAAACACUGGAAACCUGACCAUCCUGCAGGCGUUACUGGGACAGCAGAUUGGGUCUUAUUUUGGGAGUGAGUUGCUGUCGAUGGAUGUAGACAAUGACGGACACACAGAUGUUCUCCUGGUGGCAGCUCCCAUGUACCUCAGCCAAGGCUGGGAGAGAGGGAAGGUCUACAUCUACACUGUCACACCACAGACGUCCUUUGUCCUGCAGGGGGCGCUGGAAGUUUCUAACCGUACUCAGAACUCUCGACUGGGCUCAGCGAUGGCCCAGAUACCUGACAUGAAUGGAGACAGGUUCAGGGAGUUAGUCGUAGGAGCACCGCUAGAGGACGACCACCAGGGGGCGGUCUACGUGUUUUAUGGCCAGGACAAAACCGUCCAGCGCCAGUACAGACAGCGUGUGUCUGCGGCGGGUUUUUCUGCAGGUUUGCAGUAUUUCGGUCAGAGUCUUCAUGGCGUUUUGGAUGUCAAUGCAGACGGGCUGGUUGACCUCGCAGUGGGAGCUCUGGGAGCUGCCGUCAUCAUCUGGUCACGUGGUGUGGUACGGAUUCAGACCAAGCUGACCUUUGAACCUGAAAAGGUCAACAUAUUUAACAAGGACUGUCGUCGAGGAGGGAAGGAGGUCACCUGCAUGUCGGUAACAGUCUGUCUGAGUCUGGACUCCAGGACAAACAACAGGACCGACACCAGAACAGACAUGGCUGCUUGGUUCAGUCUGGUGUUGGAUGAAAGACGCUUUCCUCCUCGCGCUCUCUUGGAUGAAUCAGGCCGACAGCAACCCAGGAAUCUGUUUCUUCGGGCUGGACGUCAGAACUGUCAGCGCCUUGGCUUCUUCGUCCAGGAGACAAUGGAUUAUGGGCGUCCCAUUGCAGUUGUCUUGGAAACAGGGUUGCAAAACAAAGAUGAGGGACCGGUUUUGGACCCAGAUUGGCCGAGCACUUUGAGAGUCGAGCUUCCAUUCUGGAAUGGCUGUGAGCAGGAAGACACCUGCACCCCAGACCUGAUUCUCCACAGCCAAACCGACCUCAUGAAUAUUCAACAGUUCUGCAGCUCUGGGGAGCGUGCUGCCUGGUCACUGUGUGGCCAAAAGGGGGCGUCUGAGGGCCUGGGGUACGUGGUGGAGAGCAGCCGCAGGAGGAUGGUAGUGUUUGCCCGAUUGGAGAACCGGGGAGAGAACGCAUACGGAGCUACUAUCAAUAUCUCCACCUCCUCCAACCUCAUCUUCUCCAGCCUCAUCGUAAAGGACCAAUCAGAUAUUCAGAUUGAAUGCUCCUCUGAGGACAGACUGGCCACUAGGAGGAGCUGUAACAUCAGUGCUCCCUUCAUGAAGUCCUUAUCCCAGGUAUCUUUCCAUCUGGAGUUUGAGUUUAGUCGAUCCAUCUUUCUGGACCACUUGCGGGUUGUCAUGGCAACCACCAGUGAGGGAGAGGAGGGCUAUCCUGACGACAACAUCAACGACAUCUUCCUCCCUCUGAAGUACCAAACCGAUCUCCUCUUCAUCAGAGACCCUAACCCUCCUCGCUUUGAAAUCAAAGCCGACUCCUCCUCUUCAUCCUCUUCAUCUUGGGAUCAAACAGAAAACAGCUUCAACCUCACUUAUCAUAUCCAGAACCUGGGCAUCUUCUCUGUGCAGGAUUUGCUGUUCACGGCCGACAUCUGGGCCAUAACUCAACAGGGGAACCAGCUGGUCAACAUCACAGACUACACCAUCGACCAGGUAGCAGGGUCCUGCACCCUGCCUCAGUUUACAUCAACCAGUCAGGUCACACCUGAGGACCUGACUCACCUUUCCCAGCUGAAUCAGAGUAACAGUAUGAGCUUGGCAGUCCAGUGCAGGCUGACUGUGCCAGCCUCCAGAGAACUGAAGGUGAUCAUCAGAGGAAGACUUCAGCGUCCUGCUCUGCUCGCUGUGAACUUCAAGAACUUAGAGCUGUUGACUGCUGCGUCCAUUCAACUGAAGACAUCCAGUCCCAUGUUCCUGCAGGAGGACAGUCCCAUCCGACAGAUAAUCCUGGAGCUCAGGAAAGAGGAGGAUUACACCAUCCCAGUGUGGAUUAUUCUGGGAAGCUCUCUGGGAGGUCUGCUGCUCCUGGCAUUACUGGUCCUGGCCCUGUGGAAGCUCGGUUUCUUCAACAGACGGAGACGACAGGAAGAGGAAGAGCAGCCUGUGGCCAACGGGAAAUCAACGGAGGAGCUAUAAUGGCGCUGCAAUGUGGAUAAUGGUGUUAAGACGGUCUGGAACAAUACCUAAGGCGUGGUGCAGACUAACAGUGGAAACAUGCUGUAGCAGCCUGUCAGGGGUUAAUUUACCCUUAAUCUGGCAAAUACAAUUCAGAAAUAUGCAACUUUGUGACAUAAUAAGGGUCAUGGAAAUGUAUCACAUGCCUUCACCUGUCACUCAGGGACCCUGAUGCCCCGCCCCGCAGCCGUUUCCAGCCAUCAUUAGCUUAAACCAAUAAGCCACAGCUGUAAAUACGAGACCACGCCUUCUGUGAAAUGAGCUGUUAACCAUAUGAAGGUCUAGCUGCAGAAAAAAUAACAUGUACGGUGAGGAAUUACUUUUCCUUUGGUGAAACUUGCACGUGUGGCUAAAGGUCAGAAGUGACCAAAACAGUGGGAAAUGUUGCAAACAUACACCGAUCAGCCAUAAUAUUCUGACUACUGACAUGGAAGUGGUAAUAAUAUUGAUUAUUUCAUUACAUUGGUCUGUUUUACUGGGUUUAAUAUAUUA